AUGUCUAUAUUUGCACCAACAACAUCUGCUGAUUUCUUCAAACAAGAAAAAAGAGAUGGGCAUGAUAGUCAUUCCAAUCCUCAAACCUUUACAGGUCACAUAUUCAUCCCAGAUACACAAUCUAAGGCAAUCGUUCCCACCACGAAAUUGAAUUCAAUCGCUCCCACCACAGAAUUCAAUUCAAUUGCUCCCACCACAGAAUUCAAUACAAUUGCUCCCACCACAGAAUUCAAUUCAAUUGCUCCCACCACAGAAUUCAAUACAAUUGCUCCCACCACAGAAUUCAAUUCAAUUGCUCCCACCACAGAAUUCAAUACAAUUGCUCCCACCACAGAAUUCAAUUCAAUCGCUCCAACCACAGAAUUCAAUUCAAUUGCUCCCACCACAGAAUCCGAUUCUAUUCUGAAUCAAAGCUCAAAUUAUGAAUGUAAAUGUGGCCAUCUACACGGACCCGGACAAGGGAACAUUCACGACAUAUGUGCUGUUGGAUUCGCUGAAUUUCCUUUACUCAGAGGUCCUGAUUAA
This is a messenger RNA of Lodderomyces oxycetoniae, 525 nucleotides long. RefSeq lists its product as uncharacterized. The transcript has a single exon. Bases 1 to 525 code for a protein of 174 amino acids. Lineage: Eukaryota; Fungi; Ascomycota; Pichiomycetes; Serinales; Debaryomycetaceae. The record is from RefSeq and is a predicted model, not a curated record.